GACCUGCCUCAGGCUCUGCUGCCACAGCCCCCUUGGCCAGCACAGCUCUGCUCCCCAGCUCGCACCAUGGAAGCUUGUCACCCGCGACAGCAAUCCAAUGUCACUGCAUAUGGGGUCUUAACUGUGGCCAUCAUCACUCUGGAGGCAUUUUCUGGGAUGUGUAUCAAUGCUUUCCUCGUUGGUGUGCUUUGCAUUGCCUGGGUCAAAAAGAAAAAUUUGAACUCUAAUGAGAAGAUCUUGCUGCUGCUGGGAUGCUCCAGGUUUUGGUAUUUGUGCAUUGCCUGGAUAUAUAAAUUUCUUUCCUUUAUUUAUCCCAAUUACCUUUAUGUUCAAACCAUACUUCAACUAGCUGUAUUUUUUGAAGCCUUUUUUAAUCAUUGCAACUUGUGGUUUUCAGCCUCUCUUUGUGGUUUUUAUUGUAUAAAAAUUGUCACUUUCAGGAACAGGUUCUUCAUCUACCUGAAAGUAAAAAUUGACAGGAUGGUGCCCUGGCUUUUGUUGGGAUCAGGGAUUUUAGCUUUGGCUGUCGGCAUCGUUGCCUAUGAUGUCGCUGAUAAACCGCACUGCAACAGCAAUUCCACAGGACAAGGAAAUUUUGGGACAGCAAAUAUCAAAAUGGAUAAACAUUUUUUCCCUUCUUUUUUUCUCGCUGGCUUUGAAUAUGCUGCUUCAUUCAUGGCAGUCAUCUUUUCUGCUGUUUUCCUUCUCUUUUCACUCUGGAGACACAAGCGCACGAUGCAGACCAACUCCAUGAAGGACCUCAGCAUGGAUGCCCACAUCAGAGCCAUGAAAUCUAUUUUCUCCUUCUUAGUGGUGUACAGCAUCAACUUUGUAUGUUUGGUCUUAAAGAUGGUUUAUGUCACAAAGAAGUUAAAUCAUAUGACAUUUCUCAUUUUAGUAUUUCAGUACAUUUUUCCAGGUCUUCACUCCCUUAUUCUGGUUUUCAGCAACCCCAAAUUAGAAAAGGCAGUGCUAAAAAUAUUUCCCUUAGAAAGAAGUGUAAAACGCAAGGUUUGCAAGAAUUAGGAAUAAAUAUCUGUAAUAAUAAAAUCUGUAGUAAUAAAAUCUGUAGCUUAUGCAAAAUGGUAAUACUACAUUAUAGAAAACAAGUAGUUUAAUCUCUAAUGCAACUUUCUAAGCAUUGUACAUGAUACAAAUGUUCUCAUCACUGAUAUUAAGAAUAUAUAAUUCAAAUACUAUGAACUAAAUUAAUGCUACUUACGCAAUAUAUUUUCAAUUAUAAUUUCAUGUAGAUAAUUAUUUGAUUUUAAUUAUUGUCAAUAACAAAGUUAUUUGGACCUGGUACGGGAGCUGGCUAUAAUAGGGUAGUUGAAAUACUGCAAACUGGCCACCAAAUGCUCUGGCAUUUUCUGAUGGAAACAACUGAAAUCAACUGCAGGGUUUCUCUGUAUUUUGGUUUACCUUUCCUUCUGUGUGGUAUAUUAUGGGCUGUAUGAGUGCCUGGCAGUGGCUGAUAGCUCAGUGUGAACACGCUGAGCCCUGACACUCCCCAGAGGUGGUCACUGAGCCACAAAGAGCGAGGCAGGAACGGCCCCGGGGAGCUCAGGGGCUGCAGAGCCCCCUUCCCACUCCAGCCCUGCGUGUCCUCUGUGCCCCACUGCCUGCAAGGACAGGAUUGCCUGCUCUGUGGGACUGCUCUCCUGGCCUGCUCUCACCUGGAGAUGAGGUUGGCUUUUCCCAGUGCACUCUAGCUCAGUGAAACACCCAAGUUUUGUUCUGAAUGAGGGAAACAGCAUGAAAAGGGAGUGGAGGAGAAAACUCACUGUGAACUGACUGCAAUUUCAUUCUCCUUCCCCUGUGCUGCUGUGGAGGAGGAGGUGGAGGAGCUGGAGAUGAAGGAGGGAAGUUGAACCUCAGAUGAAAGGGUGGUGGAGGCGGCGGGUUCUAGUUUGUGUUUAUUUCUCAUCCUCCUAUUGUACUUUUAGUAGGUAAAUAAAUUCAUUUUCUGCACAUCAAGUCUGUUUCAUCUGUGACAGUAACUGUUUAAUGAUUUCACUGUAUUUUUCUCGAUCCAUCAGUUUUCCCAUCCUAUUUUCCACCUCAUUUAUGGGUGACAGAGAAGGAACAGCUGGGUGGGCAUUUGUCUGCUCCCUGAGGUCAACCCACCACAGCAGGUGAAACAUGUAGAAUGGAGCAGAACCUGAAUUGGUCACUUCUACCAUUAGCUCAGGUCCAGAGGCAGAUUGUAAGCAGCUCUGCUGGACACAUCUCCCCUGUGAGAGACCUUGAAAGGACAAAAAGCCACACAUCCCUUCUUCCCCUGCUGCUGCUCAUGAACUUCAUCCUUUAACAUGACAAUCCCGACCACUUUCACAGGAAAGCCCUGGAAGGUCCAUCUCAUACCCUACAUCUAGUGCAACAUCCAUCCCUCCCAACCUCACAUGCCACAAGAUUCAGCAGGCAAAAUCCAGAACCUUGCAAAAAUCACCACAUAAAACACCACAGUCCCAGUGAAUCACACUGCAGAUCCCUCCUUCCAUCCCCAUGAAAAUGUGACAGCCAGCACAGAAUCCCACUCCUGUGCACCAGCCCCACUCAGCUGGCACUGCAGGGGACAGGGUGUCCAUCAGCACAGCCACCCUGCACAGCCCAUGGGGACAGAUGCAGGAUGUGCCCAGCCUGGAGAAGCUGACACAUGACAGGUGCCACAACUCAAUGGUAAUGGCUGCCCCGUGCUGGCACAGUAUGGAAAACUGCUCUGAGUCACAUUCCAAGUCUUUAUGACUGAGAAGUGAAAGUGUUAAAAAUGCUUUUGCCAUGGGAAGCAUUGAUGAGCAGAAGCAGAACUCAAUAACACUUGCACACCAUUUCUAUUUGCAGAAACAUGAAUAUGGCUGGGGACAAUGCUAAAAAAAGGCAGUGCUCCAGUACCCUUGGUAGUCACAGCUGUCUGAAAGCAGCAAGGAAGGAGCACAUUUUCCCUUUAGCUGGGCCAGGAAUGGAAGAUUCAGGCUGUUGGACCCAUGUGUCAAGUGAAAUAUUAGCAUUAAUAUCUCAGCUUUAUCCAGAAGAAGCAAGUACAUCUCACUUCCAAGAAAUGAGACAGGCAUCACCAGAGGCUGCAAGUCCAUGUAGAGCCUCCUGGUUGACUCAGUGACAGAAGUAAAGAUGCAAAGGCCACAGACAUCAGCAGAGCAAGCAGAACCACAAUCCAAGAUGCUUUUG
Molecule: messenger RNA, 3186 nt
Organism: Zonotrichia albicollis (white-throated sparrow)
Lineage: Eukaryota; Metazoa; Chordata; Aves; Passeriformes; Passerellidae
Source: RefSeq, a predicted model, not a curated record